AUGUCUUUUCCUGAGGAUGCCGUUUCACCUACGACGUUACCCCCUAGAGUUGCCGGUUUAUCCCUCUCUCCUACAGAACUUGAUACCAGCGGCCAACCACCCCCCAGAAGCAGCCAUGGGAUGGUACAAGAUGAGGCAGUUGAAGACGACAGUGGACAUGUCUCCCAAAAUGAAGCAGUUGAAGAUAUCUCUGCACUAACUCAUCCUCCAUUGAAGCCCCUUUUUACGGUUAUAGGGGAUACAACUUCGUCAGAAUACUUCCACCCAACAGUGCACUACAUAUUUUCUGAUGAUGAUACAAGCCUCAUAACCGAAGCAGCUCUUCGAUCUCUAGAGUCGAAUAACCAAAGAAAAACAUCAUGGAGCACAGACUCCAUCUCCCAGAAAGAAAAGAAGAAAGGAAAAUCCGUCCCGAAAACUAAAGCCGCAUCGGAACAAUUCAUCAUUCUGGACAUGGAACCCACAUAUACAAAUUAUACCAGGGCUGCUGGCAGUGCAGCAAAAACCACUGAUGCCCAAGAAACAUCCGUCCACCCUAAACCUGCUCCUCAAGUCUUUCAAGACUUCAAGGUAACAUCCGCUCAUAGCUUAUCGCCUUCCUGGCAAGUGAUAAAUACAUCGCUAUCUCCGGCUCCGAAUUUUGAUUCGACUUCCAACAAUCCUGCUUCGACAGAUCGCGAUAGUAACACGGUACUUAUGAUUGAAGGAACUUCUGGGUUCGCUUCUGACAGUACUACCGUACGACAGCAGGCUCAGCAGACGCAAACUCUGGAAGAAAUGAUGGAUCAGUUUGCCAAACGUAUGGAGGAGUUGAAGAAGGUCGUCGAAGCAAGUGGAGAACACUCGUUUUCCCAGUUGGUAACACAUGCAGAAAACCAAGAAGGUUAUGCUCAACCGGAAGAACAGGAUCAAAGCUGA
Molecule: messenger RNA, 918 nt
Organism: Trichophyton rubrum CBS 118892
Lineage: Eukaryota; Fungi; Ascomycota; Eurotiomycetes; Onygenales; Arthrodermataceae
Exons: 1
Coding region: 1-918 (305 amino acids)
Source: RefSeq, a predicted model, not a curated record